AAUUGCGUUCAUAUGGCUUCACACCUCACACGUGAACAUAUGGGUCAAAGUUGAAAAAUAAAGAUUCAUCGAAGCGUGCACAUCAUGGCCGAUCCAACCCGAUUCAGUCCAGACAAAGAACUGUCAGAAAUUCUUACAAAGCUAUGGGAGAUUGACACCAACAAAUGCUACCCAGGAGUGGAAUAUGAAAUAAAUCUACAAGGAUUCAUCAGAAAUAUAAGGGAUACAAACACUGACAGUGCCUCCAAAAAUUUGUUUACAUGGGUGGAUGAAGAGAAGCUAUUUAAGAGAGAGACUUACAGGACUUUCAGAAACCUGCUAGAUAACUAUGAAAUGGAUGUGACAAAGGAAGAAUCUGUCACGUGGGAGGAACGUAAGGAAAACAGUGAUUUCCUGGAUGCCAUUAUGAAGACAAAAGUAAUGCAGGAAGCUCAUAAGUUUCUUGUGUCAAAAGGAGCUGCUCCCGUAGAUGAUGUCAAAUUCAAAAAAUUGCUCCAUGACACCUGGUUCCAACUUUACAGACGUAAAGGUGCCAGGGGAGACAAUUCAUGCAGUUUUGAGCAUGUAUUUGUAGGGGAGGGACGAGGAAAUGAAAUCAUUGGUCUGCACAACUGGAUUCAGUUCUAUUUGCAAGAGAAGGCGGGCAACAUCAACUACCAUGGAUUUUUCCGCCGAGAAACGGUGCGAGAUGAUGAGGUGGUGCGUCUGAUUGCCAUGCAGUUUGACUGGCGUGGAGUAGCUAGCAAACCCAUGUGCAGCGCUUUUGUUGGUUCGAGCCCGGAGUUUGAGGUUGCGGCAUACACCAUUUGCUUGCUGAUAGAUAAGGAUGGCCAUUCCAACUGCCAGAUUGGUGAAUAUGAGAUAGAACUGACUGUCCAAAGUUUUGGACAAGGACGACAACGCAAGCUAGGCACUGCCUAUAUGUCAGCUGCUAAACUCAAGUAAUUUCAUGAUGGUCAUCAUUCUACAUAAACAGGCUUUGUACUGUUGCAACAAAAGAAAGAGGUCAGGAAUAAGAAAAAAGACAUUUCUUCUUGUUCCUAAUCACCCACAGUGGAGCAUAGGGCCGAAAACGACAUUUAAAUCACAGUAAAAUAUACUGUCUAUUGAAUAGCCAAUAUUAUAAAUUGUUGGGCAUUCAUCCAUCUGGCUGUGGGCUAUAGUCACAUUUUUAACAUUAGAGUGUUUCCAUAGGUGUGGAGACUGGAUAUAAUUUCUGCAAUGCAUGGAGAAAGCAUCAUGAGUAGGAUUUGUUGUUUUGAGGAUAAGUAAUUAUUGUUCUUGUUUUGUGGGCUUUUAUUAUUUCUGAUACUAAUGCACAAAUCAGGCCCUAUCUGUAAAAUGCAUUAAUGAUACUUUUAUUUGGUUAGUUUUCCACAUGCUGCGUGCCUUUUAAUUCCACACCAUAACGAGUCAAUGUUCAUGUUUAAUUCUACAGAUCAGGUGCCAUAUAUAUAUUUACAUGUGGCUGUAGAGAUGUAGACUUGAAAGAUAGGCAAAGACAGCUAAAAUCAUCACAAAAAUGCUAGUAUUACCUGUUGCAUUAGCCAUCCCCUAGAACCUAGUGGGGUUACCUGGUUACCCAACACCAUUAACAAGUGCCUGUUAAGGUGGUGAUAUUUUGUGUGUGUUUGAUGAAGACAAAGUGAAUCUCAUUUUUAAUUCUUUGAUCUCUCUUUGCAAAUCAUUAGAUCAAGUGUUGGUAUUUUUUGUAAUUGUGUAGAAACUAAAUCUCCACAUUUAUUAACUAAUAUAAUUUCUGCAUGAUGUCAUUUUGUGUAAGCUGAGUUUAGAUAAGAAGUGUGAGCAUAAUGAAAUGCACAUGCAGAAAAUGUUCAUAUCUUGCUGAAUUCUGGUUGUGAUUCCUGCUCGUUCGUAUUGCUUAAUGGGGAGAGAAAAUCCAUGGAAAUUUUUUACAUUUUCACUGGCUAAACUUUUUCUUUAAAAAUCUGUACCUUGAUGAUAUGGUACCUUAUCAUGUUAUGUGGUUUGGGGGCAUUUUAUUUUGCGUUUAUGCAUUUUGUUAAUCAGAUUUAUUUCAGCUGCACAGUUUCUAUACAUUUUUGUUUAGAAAAAUGAUCUUUUUGCACAAUUUUUCUAAAGUAAUAUAUGCCUAUAUUUACACACAUCUAUAUUUUGUGCAAUAUUAAAUGUCUUAUUUUGUUAGAAUCUAUAUUUUUUUAAUUAGAGGAUCUGACUUGUGAUCUUUUGCUAAUUCUGCUGUCAGCAGAAUAAACAAUAAAGCCAGAAAAAAGAAAAUAACAAGGAACUGUACUUAUAGUUUUACAACAUAAAGAAAGAUCAGGCUGACAUUCAUCUUUUCAA
Messenger RNA from Pomacea canaliculata, 2325 nucleotides. Its product is annotated as poly(U)-specific endoribonuclease-B-like. NCBI's taxonomy places the organism in Eukaryota, Metazoa, Mollusca, Gastropoda, Architaenioglossa, Ampullariidae. The record is from RefSeq and is a predicted model, not a curated record. Gene Ontology annotation, molecular function: RNA endonuclease activity.